AUGGGAUCUCAACUCAACAAGGACAUCCGUGACGCGCUUCUCAACAUCGAGCGCGCCAAUGAUCUGGACUGGGACAAUGUCGACUAUGUGACGCGCCAGGUUCUCGCCGACAUUGGCACUCAGAGAGCCCAUGAAGAGAAUCGAAGAGUUAUGAGCUAUGAGGCCGAGCCUCAGGCCACCCAGAAGGCUGAGGAGGUCGAGGGCGAGGACGACGAGGACGAUGAGGGCGGUGUUGCUCUCUCUCAGCAGGGCACUCCCAUGAAGGCCCCGAAGAACGACAACGGCAACUAUUUCAACGCCACUCCUACGAAGCGAGGCGCCGCGGUCAAUACCCACACGCCCACCACACGCAGCACUCCCACCAAGAGACCUGCCCUGACUCCCGCGGACAAGCCUUACGUCUGCAGAUACUGCGGUGCCCCUUACGCGUAUGCUCGGAGCCGGUAUCGCCAUCACGCGGAUUUCCACCCAGACCUGCCGCCCCCUUCCUCUUCGGAAUCCCUCGACAACCAAUACCCCGAGGACGAGGGCGAGGAGUAG
Molecule: messenger RNA, 540 nt
Organism: Colletotrichum karsti
Lineage: Eukaryota; Fungi; Ascomycota; Sordariomycetes; Glomerellales; Glomerellaceae
Exons: 2
Coding region: 1-540 (179 amino acids)
Source: RefSeq, a predicted model, not a curated record